AUGGCUUGUGGAAUUGUACCUGAAGUUCUUAACCAAAAUAAUUAUACACCUUGGAGUUUGCGGCUUAAAACCUACUUGGUAGCUAAAGAUCUUUGGGACGUUGUCCAAACGGAACCUCUCAAACCUGAACCUCCAGAAGUUGCAUGUCCAAGUGAUAAGGAGCAGAAGAAUGCCGAGGCUUUGCAUGCGAUCCAGCUUUCUUGCGGGGAUGACAUCUUAAGUUUUAUCAGUGACACCACCUCGGCCAAAUCCGCAUGGGAUAUUUUGCAAGACAAGUUCGAAAUAACCCGGAAACUUUUCAAAGAUAAAACAAGACAUGAGAGUGACGAUGACGACUCCUACCUUAAACCUUUGUUCAAGCAUGUGAGGGGCGGUGAUUGGAAUGCUGCAAAGGCGUUUCUUGACCAAAAUCCUGAGGCAAUAAGAAAAGUAUAUCCUGCGGACGGAGGGACGAUUAUUCACGCAGCAAUUUUGGGUCGGCAGUUUUAUAUAGUGAAAAAGCUGCUGCAAUUGAUGAGAGAAGAAGAUUUGGCGAUAACAGAUGUAAAUGGUUGCACACCUCUGGUUUAUGCUAUAUACCAAAACAGUAUCGGAAUAGUUGAAAAGAUGAUUGAAAAGAACAAGAAUAUAGCGACCAUGCGAACUUCUGCUCCCAACGCCAGGAAUCCUGUUUUAAACAACAGGACUCCUGUUCUCCACGCUGCUUCAUUGGACUUGAAUGAAAUCGCUCGCAAGCUUUAUACAGUCACUCCUCUCGAUGAACUAACGCGUGGACCCAAUGAAGGCCGCGACGGUGCUGAACUUAUUUCCCCUUGUUUCUAUUGA
Malus domestica (apple) is the source of this 825-nucleotide messenger RNA. Lineage: Eukaryota; Viridiplantae; Streptophyta; Magnoliopsida; Rosales; Rosaceae. The record is from RefSeq and is a predicted model, not a curated record.